GCGGUGUGGCAAUUUUUAGACGCAUCGGGGAUCGAACAGAAAUUUCUUCACGACCUGCAUAUGUACUUAUGUCCGUUGUUUACUGAGACGUCCUAGGGCACAAUGGCUGGCGCGGACGAAACGCUCGCGGCCGCUGCUGCCAUCCUGAGAGGUCUUGCGAAAGAAACUCCUUCCUCCAGCGCUCCUCCCUUCGACUUCGAAUUCUCCCACCCUCCCGCCAAUGGCUACGACACAAAACUCGCAAAACUCCCGGGGGAAUCAAGUUCGGCAAAGGCGGCUUUUGAACAGGAGUUGGAAGCUUUGGUCCGACGAGUCCGUCAUCUGGAAUUCCAAAAUGUCAGUCACCACCAGUCAACCCCCAAAUCCUCCCAGUCCUCUCUCACUCCCGGCGAGGAGGACGCUGAUUUCCUCUGGUCCUUUGGUCUCUCUCGUGUUUCGUCCCGUGACGGUUCUGACUCUUGCCUCUCACAGCAUCAAAAAACACAACAACCACCCCAUGGAUCCAGGCGAUCGGCCAUCGAACCGGAAGACCACGAAGUGGAGGAAGACAUCGAUGAUGAGGAGAGUGAUGAAGAUGAGGAACUGAACUCAAGGACACGUUUGGUACGCGAGGAGGAUAUCAGCUACCUACGGAAUCAUGUCCAGAAACAAGCGGAGGAAAUAAGUUUUCAGAAGGAUAUCAUUGCUCAGGUCCGUGACGAAUUACAACAACAGGAGGAGCAAACACGACGGGCUUUGACCAAGGUCGAAAACGAAGAUGUGGUCUUGCUGGAGCGGGAGCUACGCAAGCACCAGCAGGCCAACGAAGCGUUCCAAAAGGCUCUCCGGGAAAUCGGCGGCAUCAUUACCCAGGUCGCAAAUGGUGACCUGUCCAUGAAGGUGCAGAUUCACCCGUUGGAGAUGGACCCCGAAAUUGCCACUUUCAAGCGUACAAUCAACACCAUGAUGGAUCAACUACAAGUCUUCGGUAGCGAGGUGUCGCGAGUCGCACGAGAGGUCGGAACAGAGGGCAUACUCGGUGGUCAGGCUCAGAUCACUGGGGUGCAUGGUAUCUGGAAAGAGUUGACGGAGAACGUCAACAUAAUGGCCAAGAAUCUCACCGAUCAGGUCCGUGAAAUCGCUGCGGUCACGACAGCGGUCGCCCACGGUGACCUGAGCCAGAAGAUCGAAAGCCGGGCCCAGGGUGAAAUUUUGGAACUGCAACAGACGAUCAAUACCAUGGUGGACCAGCUAAGAACAUUUGCAACGGAGGUCACCCGCGUCGCGCGUGACGUCGGUACGGAAGGUGUGCUUGGUGGACAGGCCCAAAUCGAAGGGGUACAAGGCAUGUGGAACGAACUCACGGUGAAUGUCAACGCCAUGGCGAAUAAUCUUACGACACAAGUGCGAGAUAUCGCCACGGUUACCAAGGCUGUGGCGAAGGGUGACUUGACGCAGAAGGUUCAGGCGAACUGCAAGGGGGAGAUCGCAGAAUUGAAGAAUAUCAUCAAUUCCAUGGUUGACCAACUACGGCAGUUCGCACAAGAAGUCACCAAGAUCGCCAAGGAGGUCGGUACGGAUGGUGUCCUGGGUGGUCAAGCCACCGUCAACGAUGUGGAGGGCACAUGGAAGGAUCUAACCGAAAAUGUCAACCGUAUGGCCAACAACCUGACCACCCAGGUCAGGGAGAUCGCCGACGUGACCACCGCCGUCGCCAAGGGUGAUUUGACAAAGAAGGUGACGGCGAAUGUCCAAGGUGAAAUCCUGGAUUUGAAGAGCACGAUCAACGGCAUGGUGGACCGGCUGAAUACCUUCGCCUUCGAAGUCAGCAAGGUCGCACGUGAAGUCGGCACGGAUGGUACACUGGGCGGUCAAGCCAAGGUUGAUAAUGUGGAAGGCAAAUGGAAGGAUCUAACCGACAACGUGAACACCAUGGCCCAGAAUCUGACCUCCCAAGUGCGGAGUAUAUCAGACGUUACGCAAGCCAUUGCAAAGGGUGACCUGAGCAAGAAGAUUGAGGUCCAUGCACAAGGAGAAAUACUCACGUUGAAGGUCACCAUCAACCACAUGGUUGACCGACUGGCCAAAUUCGCAACUGAACUGAAGAAGGUGGCCCGCGAUGUCGGCGUGGAUGGCAAGAUGGGUGGUCAAGCUAACGUCGAAGGAAUCGCUGGAACAUGGAAGGAGAUUACAGAAGACGUCAAUACCAUGGCUGAAAACCUGACGUCGCAGGUGCGCGCCUUCGGUGAGAUUACGGAUGCCGCCACGGACGGCGAUUUCACCAAGCUCAUCACGGUCAACGCAUCCGGCGAAAUGGAUGAGUUGAAGCGGAAGAUCAACAAGAUGGUUUCCAACCUCCGAGACAGUAUUCAACGUAACACGGCCGCCAGGGAAGCUGCAGAAUUGGCCAACCGCACCAAAUCCGAGUUCCUUGCGAACAUGAGUCACGAGAUUCGGACGCCCAUGAACGGUAUCAUUGGGAUGACGCAGUUGACCUUGGACACUGAUGAUCUCAAGCCGUAUACUCGAGAGAUGUUGAAUGUCGUGCACAACCUGGCAAACAGCUUGCUUACCAUUAUUGAUGACAUACUCGAUAUCUCCAAGAUCGAAGCGAACCGUAUGGUGAUCGAGAGCAUCCCGUUCACCGUGAGGGGAACCGUCUUCAACGCCCUGAAAACGUUAGCCGUCAAGGCCAACGAGAAGUUCCUGAGUUUGACGUACCAGGUGGACAACACCGUUCCUGACUAUGUCAUCGGUGAUCCCUUCCGUCUGCGGCAGAUCAUCCUCAAUCUUGUCGGCAACGCCAUCAAGUUCACCGAGCACGGCGAGGUCAAGCUCACCAUCUGCAAAUCGGAUCGAGAGCAGUGCGCGGCAGAUGAGUAUGCGUUCGAAUUCUCCGUCUCCGACACAGGUAUCGGUAUUGAGGAGGACAAGCUAGACCUCAUCUUCGACACCUUCCAGCAGGCCGACGGAUCGACUACCAGGAGGUUUGGUGGAACCGGUCUUGGUCUGUCCAUCUCCAAGCGCCUAGUGAACCUGAUGGGUGGUGAUGUUUGGGUCACUUCGGAAUAUGGCCAUGGCAGUACCUUCCACUUCACCUGCGUGGUCAAACUGGCGGACCAGUCUUUGAGCGUCAUCGCCUCGCAGCUGAUGCCGUACAAGAACCACCGUGUCCUUUUCAUCGACAAGGGCGAGAAUGGUGGCCAGGCCGAGAAUGUGAUGAAGAUGCUCAAACAGAUCGACCUGGAACCCUUAGUGGUGCGGAACGAGGAUCAUGUUCCGCCGCCUGAGAUCCAGGACCCGUCCGGCAAAGAAUCCGGUCAUGCCUAUGAUGUGAUAAUCGUGGACUCGGUGGCCACUGCUCGGCUGCUGCGGACGUUCGAUGACUUCAAGUACGUUCCUAUUGUCUUGGUAUGCCCGCUGGUCUGCGUCAGUUUGAAGUCUGCCCUCGACCUCGGUAUCAGCUCCUAUAUGACCACGCCCUGUCAGCCGAUUGAUCUCGGUAAUGGUAUGCUGCCUGCUCUUGAGGGACGGUCUACACCCAUCACUACAGACCACUCCCGGUCGUUCGACAUCCUUCUGGCGGAGGACAACGACGUCAAUCAGAAGUUGGCUGUGAAGAUACUCGAGAAACACAACCACAACGUUUCUGUCGUCAGCAACGGUCUCGAGGCUGUAGAAGCCGUAAAGCAACGGCGCUACGAUGUUAUUCUGAUGGAUGUCCAGAUGCCAGUCAUGGGUGGCUUCGAAGCCACUGGCAAGAUCCGGGAGUAUGAGAGGGAAAGUGGUCUCAGCCGGACACCGAUCAUCGCGCUAACUGCACACGCCAUGUUGGGUGAUCGAGAGAAGUGUAUCCAGGCCCAGAUGGAUGAGUACCUGUCGAAACCUCUGAAGCAGAACCAGAUGAUGCAGACCAUCCUCAAAUGUGCUACGUUAGGUGGUUCCCUUUUGGAGAAGAGCAAGGAGUCGCGCAUCUCAAGUAGUGGUGAAAUGCACCCGGUCCAUCACAGUGGGCCUGAUGGCAAGAGCCAACAGCGCCCGGGUUUGGAACCUCGAUCCGUGACCGCAACCAGUACCAUUAAUCGUGGUGGUGGCCUCGCAAGCCCAAAUGACCGAGCGGAUGAGCUUGCCGUCGAAAGGGCACUGCUGCGGUCCAACAGCUCGUGAGAUGCUCUCAAGAUAUCCUUUCGCUUGUUUUCCUUUCAUC
Molecule: messenger RNA, 4186 nt
Organism: Aspergillus piperis CBS 112811
Lineage: Eukaryota; Fungi; Ascomycota; Eurotiomycetes; Eurotiales; Aspergillaceae
Gene: tcsC
Product: putative two-component osmosensing histidine kinase (Bos1)
Exons: 2
Coding region: 103-4146 (1347 amino acids)
Biological process (GO): phosphorelay signal transduction system; cellular hyperosmotic response; phosphorylation
Cellular component (GO): membrane
Molecular function (GO): phosphorelay sensor kinase activity
Source: RefSeq, a predicted model, not a curated record